UCAUUCCUGCCACUCAAGCCCAGUUCGUAGCAAAGUGAGCUCAUCCCACCGCAGGGACCAGGCACCUCGCGGCUUCCUCGGCAGCCUUUUUCUCCGGGCAAAACUUUUCCCACCUCCUUUUCCUUGCUCACUCUCUCUUUCCCUCGCUCUCACUUUCUCCCUCGGCCACAUCUUUGCCUCGAGAUACCACGUUUGAUUGAGAAACAGACCAGGGACAACGACCCCCCUUCCCCCCUUCCUAUAGCUUUGUCCCUUCCCCCUUUUCUCCUUCCCCUCCUUUUUAUUAAUAUCUUUUUUAACAACAACAAGAACAACAACAACAAAUCUACUCGAUUCAUUCUCUGCGGAUCUUUUUCCAGAGCUGAUCUGCGUUUGCCCUUUCCUCUUAACCUCCGCCAUACCUGGAUAUAAUACGUUGAGAGUCAAGCUGCCUUCAAAAUGACAAGUCUGGGCGGAGCUGUCCCAAGGAUGAUGCGACCAGCUCCCGGACAGAAUUAUCCUCGCAGCGGGUUCCCAUUAGAAGUGUCGACUCCGCUGGGCCAAGGCCGAGUCAACCAGCUCGGGGGCGUCUUCAUCAACGGCCGGCCUCUGCCCAACCACAUCCGCCACAAGAUCGUGGAGAUGGCUCACCACGGGAUCAGGCCGUGCGUCAUCUCUCGCCAGCUGCGAGUCUCGCACGGCUGCGUCUCCAAGAUCCUCUGCAGGUACCAGGAGACCGGCUCCAUCCGGCCAGGGGCAAUCGGAGGCAGCAAACCCAAGCAGGUGACGACGCCGGAUGUCGAGAAGAAGAUCGAGGAAUAUAAACGAGACAACGCGGGCAUGUUCAGCUGGGAGAUCCGGGACAAGCUGCUGAAGGACGGCGUGUGCGACAGAAACACCGUGCCUUCAGUGAGCUCCAUCAGCCGUAUUCUGAGAAGCAAAUUUGGGAAGGGAGAAGAAGAAGAAGCCGAGCUGGAGAGGAAGGAAGUGGAGGAGAGCGAGAAGAAAGCCAAGCACAGCAUCGACGGCAUCCUCAGCGAACGAGCUUCAGCACCACAGUCAGAUGAAGGUUCUGACAUAGAUUCUGAACCAGAUCUGCCAUUAAAGAGAAAGCAACGCCGCAGUAGAACAACCUUCACUGCAGAACAAUUAGAGGAGCUGGAAAGAGCUUUUGAGAGGACCCACUACCCUGAUAUAUACACCCGAGAGGAACUUGCGCAACGAGCUAAACUCACUGAAGCUCGGGUUCAGGUGUGGUUUAGUAAUCGUCGAGCUAGAUGGAGGAAGCAAGCUGGGGCCAAUCAACUGAUGGCUUUCAAUCACUUGAUCCCAGGUGGAUUCCCACCCAGUGCCAUGCCAACUCUGCCAACGUACCAGCUAUCAGAAUCUUCCUACCAGCCCACUUCUAUUCCACAAGCUGUGUCAGACCCAAGCAGUACAGUCCACAGACCUCAGCCUCUGCCACCAAGCACUGUGCACCAAAGCAGCCUGCCAUCAAACCCAGAAAGCAGCUCAGCGUACUGCCUCCCGAGCACAAGGCAUGGGUUUUCCAGCUAUACAGACAGCUUUGUGCCUCCAUCCGGGCCUUCAAAUCCUAUGAACCCUGCCAUUGGCAACGGCCUUUCACCCCAGGUAAUGGGCCUCUUAACUAACCAUGGUGGUGUACCUCACCAGCCCCAAACUGACUAUGCCUUGUCCCCAUUAACUGGGGGUUUAGAACCAACCACUACAGUAUCGGCUAGCUGUAGUCAAAGACUAGAUCAUAUGAAAAGUUUAGAUAGCCUGCCUACAUCCCAGUCGUACUGCCCACCAACAUACAGCACCACUGGUUAUAGUAUGGACCCUGUCACGGGAUAUCAGUAUGGACAAUAUGGACAAAGUGCCUUUCAUUAUCUGAAGCCAGAUAUUGCAUAAAUGAACUGCCCACUCCAAGUUAAAGCCAGUCUUGUUCCUGGUCUCACUCCAGUAUUUGGAAUGGAGCGAUCUUCUCACCAAAAUGAGGCCCAGAACGGAGUGAUCAUACAAGAGAUAAUGGGACUGUUAUGUUUUUUCCUCCAAUCAAUGCUUUCAAUAAGACAUUUGGACAUGUUGGGUAAAGCAGCUCGGAAGACAAAGACCAUGAGCCAUAACACAAAUAAAAAACAGCACAGUUCAGCACUGAUUUGUAUAAAGAAGGAAAAAAAUGGCAGAAUGUUUCAAACUGCUGGGCUGCAGUAAACAUUCCAUUUUUAGGUUGACGAAGAGGCAUGGAUUCCUUUGGACACACCAUGUUCUAGAAUAUGGCAUGGGAUAUUCUGCAAAUUCAAACCAUUUUCGACAUUUGAUGCUGACUUUUGACUCUGCUCGGUUUGCAAAGCACGGGCAGGAGAACACUGUUUUACACACUGGAAACUCAAAAGGAAAUGUUAAGGUCCGUAGGAAGCUAGACUAGAUGUUUGAAGACUUCCAGAAAUA
This is a messenger RNA of Zootoca vivipara (common lizard), 2433 nucleotides long. It is a transcript of the gene PAX3, whose product is annotated as paired box 3. Gene Ontology annotation, molecular function: DNA-binding transcription factor activity, RNA polymerase II-specific; RNA polymerase II cis-regulatory region sequence-specific DNA binding. The record is from RefSeq and is a predicted model, not a curated record. Gene Ontology annotation, biological process: regulation of transcription by RNA polymerase II; anatomical structure development. NCBI's taxonomy places the organism in Eukaryota, Metazoa, Chordata, Lepidosauria, Squamata, Lacertidae.